AUGAACCUGCUUGGGUUCUUGUGCGAAAGCAAUCUCUUAGGCGAGGAACUCGGUAAGGUGGAAUGCGAAAGCAUCACUGUGAGAGACGAGUUCUCAAGUGGCGAACACCAAGAAGAGCACUACGAAAGGAAGAAGAGGCGUGCGCAUCGUCAAAGGAACUAUUUUUCGCGGAAAAACAAAACCAACAAGCCAGGCGUGAGGUACUACCGAAAGGUCCUCCACGUGGACAACGAUGACGUCUUGUCCAUCGAAGGCGAAGAUUCAUAUGGCCAGGUUCAUAGCCCCGGGAGCUUCGCGGGAGAUUUCACCAGCGACGAUGACCGCGGCUUCGGCCCGGACGCCCCCCGCCGCCCAAGCGGAGGGUUCCGAGAGGCAGCUUCCAACAUCGUCGCCAGGGUCUUGAGCGGCGGCGCCGAUCAACGCCCCGUCUCACCGACCCAGGUCUAA
Messenger RNA from Ectocarpus siliculosus, 447 nucleotides. NCBI's taxonomy places the organism in Eukaryota, Phaeophyceae, Ectocarpales, Ectocarpaceae. The record is from the annotation of a GenBank genome assembly.